CGCCGCCAACGUGCCAAAGACCGCCCACGCUCCAAGAUGGGCGUAUCCCCACCGCAGGAAGUUAGAACCAUCAAGUUUAACAGGAAGUCAGGACUAGGGAGUAAUAGGAAACCCAGUUACAGCCAUAGAGCUCCCAGGUCCUGGCUCACUUUUCUUAAAGUGCCAGUUCACGUUUAUCAAAUGGCAGGUGUUUCAGCGGUCCUGAAAAGGUAUGAGCGGGGUCUGAUAUGCUACUGAGCAAGUGUAAUGCCCCUGGCUGGCUGCAGAGGCUUGGCCCCAGGUGCUGGUUCAUCUCUGUACGGCACCUCUUUCAAGAUGGCUACUCCAGUUUUGAAACCGCUGAAUGGGGGCCGCCAUAUUACAUACCAAGUUUCAACUGCACAGAAUCCGGUCCGUGGAAGGAAGCGGCCCUUUUCAUCCACCGCUCCUGAGUGAGCCCGGUGGGCAAAGUGUGGGGACCGGAAGCGGAAGUGGUGUGUGGAAUUAUUUUAAACCUCCCGUGGCGCGCUGAGGAAUCUGUAGUUAUCUGAAUACUGGUGCGGAGCUUAAGAAAGUGUUCGGGGAAGAUGGUGGCAUCCAUAACUGAUGAAGGAGGUCUUGACUUUCAGGGAAAAGACAGGUCCCAUGACAUGAAGAGAUAGAGGUUCCAGAACAAAGAGUGUCGUGUUCUAGUGGUUCUCUUGACCAGAGAACUUUUAACCAAGAUUCAGAGCAGAGCUGGAAAAGUCCUUGAGCAGAUGUUGGAGUCACUGGCAACUUCCCAAGAACAGCUGAAAAUGACCAAAUUUAAGGUAACAUUGUCAUUUAAGGAUGUGUUUGUGGACUUCACUUCGGGGGAGUGGCAGCUACUGGAUGCUGCUCAGAAGAACUUAUACUGGAAUGUAAUGUUGGAAAAUUAUAGCAACCUCGUGUCAGUCGAAGACACCUGGCGAGUUGAUGAUGGUGUAAACUGGCACCAGGAACACUCUGACAAGCUUGACCCCGUGGAGACGCAUGGGGUCCUCUGUGGAUACGGUGCAUGUGGGGAAGUGUUUCACCCGAGUGAAGACUUUGAUCACUUUGACUUACAUGGAAGAACUUUGAAACAUAAUUUAGAUUUACUUUUCCAAAACAGAAAUUAUGUAAAUAAGAAAGCUGAAAAGUUAAAUCUGCUUGAGAAAUUAUUUGUCCAUGCUAUGCACAAAAACACUCAGCCUGGAAUUAAUUGCUAUGGUUAUGAUUGUGGAGAAACUGUCAGUAAGAAGUCAUGCCUGAAUAUAAAUCCUAUAGAAAUGAGAUUUUACAAAUGUAGUGAAUGUCAGAAAUCCUUUAACUACAUGUCACAACUCCUUGUACACCAGAGAAUUCACACAGGAGAGAAACCCUAUGCAUGCAGUGAGUGUGGGAAAGCUUUUGCACAGAAGAAGGGCCUCAUUUUACAUUUGCGAACUCACACAGGAGAGAAACCCUAUGGAUGCAGUGAAUGUGAGAAAGCUUUUGCACAGAAGAACGGCCUCAUUUUACAUCUGCGAACUCACACAGGAGAGAAACCAUAUGGAUGCAGUGAAUGUGAGAAAGCUUUUGCACAGAAGAACAGCCUCAUUUCACAUCUGCGAACUCACACAGGAGAGAAACCCUAUGGAUGCAGUGAGUGUGGGAAAGCUUUUGCACAGAAGAAGGGCCUUCUUUUACAUCUGCGAACUCACACAGGAGAGAAACCCUAUGGAUGCAGUGAAUGUGAGAAAGCUUUUACACAGAAGAACAGCCUCAUUUUGCAUCUGCGAACUCACACAGGAGAGAAACCCUAUGGAUGCAGUGAAUGUGAGAAAGCUUUUGCACAGAAGAAUGGACUCAUUUCACAUCUGCGAACUCACACAGGAGAGAAACCCUAUGGAUGCAGUGAGUGCAGAAAAUUUUUCUCACAGAAAUCACAGCUAACUGAACACCGGAUGAUUCAUACAGGAGAGAAAAAGUAUGAAUGCAGCGAAUGUCCGAAAGCUUUUAUUCGGAAGGCAAAGUUUAUUUCACAUCUGCGAACUCACACAGGAGAGAAACCUUAUGAGUGCAGGGAAUGUCGGAAAGCUUUUAAUAGUACGGCUCAGCUCACUAGACACCAGAAGUAUCACACAGGAGAGAAACCCUACGAAUGCAGUGAAUGUGGGAAAGUCUACUCCCGCAAAUCUAAUCUAGCUUUUCAUCAGAGAACUCACACAAGUGAGAAACCCUAUGAAUGCAGUAAGUGUCCAAGAACCUUCAUUAGUAAGUCACAUCUCAUUAAGCAUGAGAGAACUCAUACAGGUGAGAAAACUUAUGGAUGCAGGGAAUGUGGAAGAACCUUCUCUCUGAAGUUUAAUUUCACUUUACAUCAGAAAACUCAUACAGGAGAAAAGCCCAAUGAAUGCAAUCAGUGUCAGAAAGCAUUUAUGCUCAGGUCACGGCUCAUUGAACAUCAGAGAACUCACACUGGAGAAAAGCCCUUUUCAUGCAAAGAAUGUCCAAAAGCUUUCAACCAGAAGUCAGAACUCACUUUAUAUCAGAGAGUUAACACUGGAGAGAAGCCUUACCAGUGUGGUGAACGUCAAAGCCUUCAGCACUAAAUCACUACUUGUUAAACACCAGAGAACACAUCCAGGAGAAAAACCCUACAGAUGCAGUGAUUGAGGGAAAGUUUUCACACAGAAGGCACAGCUCACUGUACAUUAGAGAAUUCACACAGGAGAGAAAACCUAUGAAUGCUGUGAUUGUCAGAAAAUUUUCAGCCGUAAGUCACAACUUUUCAUACACCAGAGAACCCAUACAAGAGAGAAAAACCCUAUGUAUAUAGUGAAUGUGGGAAAGCUUUCAUCUGUAAGCAUGGUCUAAAUAGACACCAAAGAACACAUGAUGAAACCCUGUGAAUGCAGUGAAUGUGGGAAUUCCUUUAGUGUCAAGUCACACCUCAGUAGACACCAAAGACAUCAUAUAGGAGAGAAAUCACCUGGAUACAGAAAAAAAUAAAGCACUCAGGAAGUUCAUUCCAACAUGAGAUUACAGGCAUAUAGGAAAGAAUUCUUAUACAUACAAUGAAUAAAUAGAAGUUCUCACUCAAAUUUAUUUUUCUAGAGAAUUAAAAUGAGAGAAAUCAUUAAUACAGUAAAUAGAUAUAAAAUCUGUAGUAAUAACUUGCUUAUUCAUCAGGAAAUGCAUACAGGAGAGGAACUGAAUUCAGCAAAUGUACAAAAGUUCACACAGAAGUCAUAGUACGUACAUACAACAAAGACAACCACUAUGAAUGUAGUAAUUUUGUGAAAACUUGUAGAAGUGUACAUUAUUUUAUAUCAGAGAAGGUCUCAUAGGAAAAUAAAACCACACAAGACAGAAAUGUUGCAGUAUUUUCAUUGAGAAAUCAAAUUUCAGAUGCAUCAGAAUUUAUACCAGAGUAAAUCCUAUAAGAAUAGUAAAUGUGAGAACUUUUUAUUAAAAGUCACAAGCAUGUAAUAUUAGAGAAUUUACACCAACGAAUAACUCUCUGAUUGCCAUAAAAUGCUUGAAAGUCUUCUCUGAUUAUGAAAAAAAGUCUACAAAUAAUACAUAUAAGAAUGAAAGUAUUAAAUAUGCAGAUAACUGUAUCAUGAAAUGCAGCUUUAUUGUGUAUAAAACAAUAUUUAGGAAAAAUUAAGCCAGGACAGUGAAUUGAGGAAAUAAUUUCCUCUGGAAAUAAUAAGGAAAUCAUGUUUUUGCUGUGAGUACCAAGUUGAUAAAAUAUUUCAAAAGGCUUUUAGUAUGAAGAAGAGAUAGGUGUUCACUGUGGGCUAUGAGACUAAAUAUGUGAAUAAAUGAAAUGAUCAAAACGCGAUGAAGUUACCAACUAUGUCAUCUGUAGCUGGGUGUUUUCUGACAAUAUCAUGGAGUAUGAAUUUUGUAGCUUUUUGAGUUGUAUGUAAGUACAAAUAUAAAUAUUGUAUAAAUAUUUAUAGAUACAAAAUGAAUACAUGUAACAAAAUUUCAAAAUUACAGAAAAGUAGAAAGAAUAGUACAAAGAACGCUAUAUCCAGAUUCCUCAACUGUUACCAUUUUACUACAUUUGCUUUAUUCUCUCUCCAUACAUACGUAUUACUUUGUUUUUCUGAACCAUUUGAGAGUAAGUUUCAGACAUGAUGUCUCCAGUGCGUGUUUACUAACAACAGGGAUGUUCUCCAACACAAUAACAGUUUAGCUAUUAAAAUCAGGAACUUUGAUCCAAUACAGUUAUACAACUUAGAGAUUUAAUUCAGUUUGUCAGUUCUCUAAUAAUACUCUUUAAAAAAAAAAGAAAAAAAGAAAACCUGGAUUCAAGACCAUGUAUUGUGUAUAAUUGUCAUAUUUCUGUAUUUCUGUACAUUACUGUAAGGUGGAACAGUUUCUGUUUUUGUCCUUCAUGACUUUGCCAUUUUGCAAUGUAAAGAUUACUUAUUUUAUAGAAUAGCCUUCAAUUUAAGUUUGAUGCCUCCUAAUGAUUGGUUAUGUAUUUUUGGCAGGAAUACUACAUAAAUGAUAUUAUAUCCUCAGUGCGUUAUAUCAGGAAGCAUAUGAUUUUUGUUUGUCUUAUUACUGACAGUAUAAACUUUGGUCAGUUGGUCGGGUGUUGUCUGCCUGGUUUCUCCACUCUAAAGUUACUGUUUUCCCCUUAGAAAUAAAUUGAGGAGAUAAUUUGAGACUGUGUAAAUAUCCUGUUCCUCAUCAAACUUUCAUUAGUUUUAGCAACCACUGAUUAUUCUUACCUGGCUCAAUUAUGAUGAUGAUAGCUACAAAAUAGUGAUUUUCUAACUAUUCUGUGUAUACCGAGGAUGCCAAAAAAAUGGAUACAUAUUUUAAGAGAUAUUAUCUAUGUAUUUUCAAAGUUGAAUUGAAUUAUGGUAGCAAUGUGUAGUAUGACGUUCGCUCAAAAGAUGGUGUUAAUCAAAUGAAUGCUAGCAUCACCAUGCAACAGGCAGGACAGUCACAGAAAAUGACAGAAGCAUGGCUGUUCGAGGAGCCCAAGACCAUUUUGAAGUGGUAUUUGAAAUUCGAGAAUGUUAUGACAGUACAAUGACAAUGGAAGUGUGAGUAUGCAACAGAACCUCCAACACACCUAAUGAUUGCAUUCAUGAUAAGUUUGAGAUGCGUGGUACUGUGUGUGACGUGCACAAGGGGAGAUCGGGAGGCCUCGCACAGCAGCAAGUCCUGCUUCUUCUGCUGUGGUGUUGGAACAGUUUACACGCUCGCCGCAGAAGUCUACCAAAUGAUGUUAGCUGUAAUCAGAAGUGUCUGGACACUGAUGGUAACCACUCUGAGCACCUCUUGUAAUUGCAGAAGUCAAACGUGACUUGUAUUCAUCUUUUGUUAUCAGUAUAUAUUGAGUA
This is a messenger RNA of Rhinolophus ferrumequinum (greater horseshoe bat), 5339 nucleotides long. Its product is annotated as zinc finger protein 84-like. NCBI's taxonomy places the organism in Eukaryota, Metazoa, Chordata, Mammalia, Chiroptera, Rhinolophidae. The record is from RefSeq and is a predicted model, not a curated record. Gene Ontology annotation, biological process: regulation of transcription by RNA polymerase II. The transcript has 4 exons. Gene Ontology annotation, molecular function: DNA-binding transcription factor activity; RNA polymerase II cis-regulatory region sequence-specific DNA binding. Bases 738 to 2576 code for a protein of 612 amino acids.